Messenger RNA from Euleptes europaea (tarantolino), 1497 nucleotides. RefSeq names its product interferon regulatory factor 4-like. Gene Ontology annotation, molecular function: RNA polymerase II cis-regulatory region sequence-specific DNA binding; protein binding; DNA-binding transcription factor activity, RNA polymerase II-specific. Bases 1 to 1497 code for a protein of 498 amino acids. Gene Ontology annotation, cellular component: nucleus. NCBI's taxonomy places the organism in Eukaryota, Metazoa, Chordata, Lepidosauria, Squamata, Sphaerodactylidae. The record is from RefSeq and is a predicted model, not a curated record. Gene Ontology annotation, biological process: regulation of transcription by RNA polymerase II; immune system process. The transcript is spliced from 8 exons.
AUGCCCUCGGGGCCGCCCCCGACGGCCGCCCUUUCCCCCCCCCGGGGAGCCGACCCCCGCCGGCCGGAGAGCAGGGGCCGUUCCGGGAGCGGGACGCUCCCGGAACGGCCCCUGCUCUCCGGCCGGCGGGGGUCGGCGGCCGGCACGGAGCCGGACGGGGCGGGCGGCUCCGGAGGGCCGGGGCGGGGGUCCGAGGCGAAGCCCCCGCUGCGGCUGCGGGAGUGGCUGGUGGCGCAGGUGGAGGGCGGCCGCUACCCGGGGCUGCGCUGGGAGAGCCGCGACGGGCAGCUCUUCCGCAUCCCCUGGAAGCACGCCGCCAAGCAGGACUACCGGCAGCCCCACGACGCCGCCCUCUUCAAGGCGUGGGCCGUGCACAAGGGCAAGCACCGCGACGGGCGGGACCGGGCCGACCCGUCGGCGUGGAAGACGCGCCUCCGCUGCGCCCUCAACAAGAGCGCCGACUUCCAGGAGGUCCCCGAGCGGAGCCGCCUCGACGUCGCCGAGCCCUACAAGGUCUACCGCGUCCUCGCCCCGCAGCAGGCCCGCGCCGCCGACAAGGAAAAUGGGAAGGAGGCCCUCCUGGAGCAGGACCGACCCUCGACCUCUGGGCACCAAGAGAGCAGAGUGAAUUAUGAGCCAAGCAAGGCCAGAAAUACCUCAGAUUCAGGCCAAGACAGCACAGACGUCCCAGCGCGGCAGAACUUGCAGAAGGCAAACCAAGAAGAGCAGCAGGGCUAUCGAAUAAAAGGGUAUUUUUACAACUGGAGCCCAGCGCAAUUUCGCUGUCAUCCGAGUCUUCGCUUCCUGAGUCCUGGGUCCCAGUACAGCUUCACGGAAAACAUCAGUUCAGAUUACCGUCUGUACAUCCGCAUAUACUAUUCAGACGUUCUGGUGAAAGAGGUCACCACCAAUUCGGCGGAAGGCUGCCGGAUCACCUACCGCCCGGUGCCAGCAGAAGACGAGCGCCUUUAUGGCCCGAGCAGCAUAGAGCAGAUCCAGUUGCCCUUGCCGGAGUCUGGGAACGGCCAGGCGGCCAGGACGGCUGGCAUCUUACAGCGGCUGCUCCCCCACUUGUACCGUGGGGUGCUCCUCUGGAUGGCCCCCGAAGGGCUCUUCUUGAAGCGCCAGUGCCAAGGCCGGGUGUACUGGAAGGGUCAGCUGGCUGCCCACGAUGACCUGCCCAACAAACUGGAGAGGGAGAAAACGUACAAGCUCCUGGACUCCCAGCAGUUCCUCCAACAAUUACAAGGCUACCUGAGCCGCGGAGAGUCGCCCCCCCAGUACCGGAUCCACCUCUGUUUUGGAGAGGAGUAUCCCGCUGCCCCUGGUCAGAAACUCCACAAGUUCAUCAUGGCCCAGGUGGAACCGGUGUUCGCCCGUGAUCUCUUCCAACACGCCCAGCGGCUAGGGUCAGGGGCGCUGCCAGGCUUGGAGUUCUGCCCUUCAGACAGUCCCGAGAACAUCGUCCAGAUGCUGAAACAGCUGUGUCCCCCUUGA